Molecule: messenger RNA, 4008 nt
Organism: Pieris macdunnoughi
Lineage: Eukaryota; Metazoa; Arthropoda; Insecta; Lepidoptera; Pieridae
Source: the annotation of a GenBank genome assembly
AUGGGAAUACGUCAGAACCCCUGGACACCAACAAAACGACGUGGUCCGAUUGCAGCUGAAGCCGCCAGCCCUGGUCCAGCCGUUGUGUCUUUGCCAUCACUUAUCGGCAAGCCACCGCAAGAAUCUCGUAAGAGCCGUGCACCAGCAUUCACAUUCGGGCAAAAGUUGGAUCCCGCAGGGAAGGAAAAGACAGGACCGGGCCCCGCUUCAUACAACACUGAGGGGAUGACCUCAAAAGGAAGGGCACUGGGCCCUGCGGCAUCUUUACAUGGAAGAUGGCCUCCACCGAAGUUGGCACCUACGCCCGCCCCAUGCGAUUACGAGCCCAGUAAGGCGGCGAAAGCGGUGCUUGACCACGCACCAGCGUUUUCGAUUGGCCUUCGCGUCAGUAUGCCUCAAGCUGGCAGUAAAACACCAGCUCCGAAUAUAUAUUCGAUGCCGCCGGUGCUCGGUGAGGCUCGAGAGGGAAGCAAACGGGCAGCGCCCGCCUUUAGCAUCACCGGUAGAGGAAAAGCUGUUGAGUCGAAGACGCCCUUGCCUGGCCCUGGGAGCUAUACAACGGACAAGGCCGCUACUGCGACGACGAGGAGGCAACCAGCUUAUACAAUGGCUCCAAGGAGAGAAGUUAAGCAGCCAUCUGCAUCUGUGCCUGGCCCGGGUGUUUAUUGCCCAGAAAAGGUUGAGUACCAACGUAUCGAAACUAAACAUACAUUUUCGAGUAGAAUGAAGAGUGAGCAUCGUGAGCAAAUACCCGCACCAAAUGCUUAUAACCCAGAGAAAGCUGAGCGGUUUUUAAGGGAAAAAUCUCCGGCUUUCUCAUUCCGUACUAAAUCCGUGACAGUUAAAACUGGCGACGCUCCCGCGCCAAACAUUUAUUCACCUGAAAAGUCCCUUCAUGCACUUAAAAAUGGACCAAAGUAUACCCUGGCUGGAAAGGGAUUAGCGGAGAAACAUGACACGACGCCAGCACCCAACUCAUACGAUCCCCAAAAGGCAGACAAGGUGUUGCAUGAAAAAUCACCUGCUUACACUAUGCGUUCUAAAGAAGUUAUAGAGAAGAUAGAGCAGACGCCAGCACCUAAUUUGUACGCACCAGAAAAGUCCAUUCAAGUAUUUCAUAGUACGCCUAAGUUCAGCUUAUCGGGCAAAGGUUAUUCUGCAAAAAUUGAACAAACCCCAGCUCCGAAUAGCUAUAAGCCUGAGAAAGCAGACAAAGUAUUGCACGAAAGUACUCCAUCAUAUUCCUUCAGAACCAAAGAUCACUACGUUGUGAGAAGUGAAUCACCGGCGCCAAAUGUCUAUGCGCCGGAGAAAUCUAUUCAUGCCUUAGAUAGUGCUCCUAAGUUCACGAUUAGCGGAAAAGGUCCAUCAGAAAAAAUCUCUAAUAAUCCCGCUCCAAACGUAUAUAACCUGGACAAAGCUGAUAGAUUAUUACACGAGUCAUCACCUUCUUAUUCAUUUCGCACCAAGGAAGAGAUUGUAAAAAUUAAUGAUACACCAGCACCAAAUGUCUAUGCACCUGAAAAAUCAAUUCAUAUGUUGGAUAGUUCACAUAAGUUUACGAUGGCUGGAAAAGCGCCUCCUUCAAAAAUUGAUGAUUCGCCAGCUCCUAACGCGUAUUCUCCUGAUAAAGCCGAUAAAUUACUUCAGGAAAGUACUCCGGCAUAUACAUUUCGCCUUAAGAAUAUAAUCGAAAAAGCCAGCGAUACUCCUGCCCCUAAUGUAUACGAUCCACAAUUACUUGAUGGAAGUACCAAGUUUAGCUUAUACGGAAGAGGCCUUGAUUCAAAACCGUCUGAUACACCAGCUCCAAACGCGUAUCACCCGAGGAUUGUAGACGGAUCGCCAAAGUAUACAAUGCAAGGAAAGGGACCAUCUGAAAAAUCAUCAGAUGUACCUGCACCCAAUAAUUAUGAUCCACAUUUACCAGAAGAUUCUCCUAAAUUCACUUUAGGAGGAAAAGGUCGCGACGGCAAGCCUAUGUGUACGCCAGGACCCAAUCACUAUGACCCUCAGAUACCAAAUAGUACUCCAAAAUAUACAAUGUCUGGAAAAGGCCCUGAUGGGAAAUUCCCUGAUGUUCCAGGCCCCAAUGCGUAUGAUCCUCAUUUGCAAAAUGGUACACCUAAAUUUACUAUGUUAGGAAAAGGAUUGACAUUUAAACCUUCAGAGACACCUGGACCGGCAGCUUAUGAUCCGCAUCUGCCCUUAAAUUCCCCCAGAUAUACUAUGUCUGGCAAAGGGCCUGAUUCAAAAGUAUCUGAUGUACCAGCCCCUAACGUUUAUGACCCUCAUGUAUUGGAUAACACACCUAAGUUUACAAUAGCAGGUAAAGGUAAACCAGAUAAAAUAUCUGACACUCCUGGACCGACUGCCUAUGAUCCAAAUCAGCAUAGCGAAUCCCCAAAAUACAGCUUUGGAGUGAAAGGUCCAGCCGAUAAACCUUCAAAUAACCCAUCUCCUAACGCUUAUAACCCUGAAAAGGCGGAUAACGUAAUUCACGGACAUUCUCCAGCCUUUACCUUCCGUCAAAAACCAGAGAACGGAAAGAUUCCGGAUACCCCGGCACCUAAUUGUUACAACCACGAAAAGGGAGAUAAAAUCACACAUCAGGCGGGACCAGCGUACACGUUUAGGCCAAAAAUAGAAAAUAGCAAGCUUGUUAAUAAUCCUGCCCCUAACGCCUACAAUCCUGAAACUGCAAACAAAGUGAUAUUUGAGAAGAGGCCAAUGUACUCACUAUACCCGAAAGGGAAAGAUGCUAAGACCAGUGAUUUUCCUGCCCCUAACGUGUACAGUCCAGAAAAAGCUGAUAAAAUAUUGUUGGACAAUUCACCUCGGUACUCAUUUAGGAUUAAAACGAAACCUCCGAAGCCCGACAAUGUUCCUGCGCCUAAUUCAUACAACCCGGAUAAAGCUGACAAAGUGAUGAUGCACAGCUCACCUCAGUACACAUUUAGGAUAAAAUCGGAUAACUUUAAAGUCCCUGAUACCCCAGCGCCCAACAGUUACACGAUUCCUACGCCCGUGAAGACGCCAUUGUAUACAAUAUCUGGGAGACAUAAGGAGCCGAUCGAUGAGCGUUUGAAGGUUCCAGCUCCUGGUAGUUAUGACCCAGAGAAGAGUUACAAUUUCGUUUUGACGUAUUCUCCGCAAUACACCUUUGGAGUUAAAAUACAGACAGACAAAUAUGCAGAAACACCAGCGCCCAACACAUAUCGUGUACCUUCAGUCCUGGAUUCUCCUGUGUACACAUUUGCCGGACGUCACAAAAUACCCGUUGAUGAUCGUGCCAAAGUACCAGCUCCAGGAACAUAUUCACCAGAAAAGGUUCAGUUAGACAAGUCAACAAAAAUAACAUUUGGCAUUAAACAUUCCCCAUUACUCGGACAGUUGAAACCAAUUGAGCCACGUCCUAAUGAAGUCAGAAAUACCACUAACGCCAAUUAUAACAAAUUGGAAAGGAAUGUAACAGAAACAGUAGACGGUGCCCGGAGUCAUGUUACUCAAGUGAGAUCCCACGAGAUCAGAAGUAACACAGCAACACCCGAACCCGUUCAAGAGACAUUGACCCAAGACAUCGUAUGGGUACCCGAACAAAACCAAAGGCGUGGUUCAUAUACCAUUGAGAAAGUAGAUGAAAACAAUUUCUAUGAACGUUAUGGGAAUAGUGAAGUGAUACCAGUUCAAAAUGGAGUUAUCCGCGUAUCAGACAGCGGAGAACGGGGUGCCUCUUCCAAUGAAGAACACAGCAGUGAACUGAUUAAGAAGGAAGGAUUUGUACAAAGUGUCGAUAGAAAAGUUCACAACGCUAACGCUCAUGAAAAGAGCCAAAAGGCGUCGGAAGAAGUUUAUGUGGACUCUGAUGUUAAGCAACUUCCAAAUGGAAUAUCGAAAACUACUACAACAACGACGGUGAAGAAAGUGGGUACCACUGCUAGAACAGCGAACUCUUCAACUGCUGUAACACGCACUAAAACAGCUGUAACAUCUGUUGGGACAAAGUAA